UAAAGGAUAACAAUAGUUUUAUAUCUUAUAACUCGUGAGUAUCAAGGUAUGAUGAUAAGUCUUAUCUCCAUAUAGUACAUUCUCGACAAAAGUAAAACUCCCCACCUUUGCAUAUGCAAAGUGGCAAGCGGUCAUACAACAUGAAACUUACAUAAAACAAGCCAACUAACAAAACGAAAUACAUAGGAUGGAAGCAUGAUAAAAUGUGGUAGGAGCGGGCAUGCGGCCACGGGCAAUAGAUAUAUUUUUUAAAUAUAAGAUUUUGAUAUAAUAUUUGGCAAAGAUAACCAAAUUUGAGGAGAAAUUGAAAAUAUAUAAGAUUUGAGAAUUAUUUGAAGUAUUUUUAGGGAAGAAUACUGGUUUUUCUUGUAAGACAAACGUCCAUAGCGUUAUUUCAUAUCAUUUCCCCUCUUACAAAGAAACUCAAAAACCAUGAAUUCUCAAACCCAUCUCCUCAAACGUUGCUCUGCUCGAGUUCUUCGCAUCCACCCCUUUUCUUCGACCCCUUUGCCAAAUUCUGUCUCCGAUGUCGAUUCCCACUUAGUUUCCCUUUGCCAAAAUCUUACUCCACGAAACGCCAACCACGCCUUUUCUCUCUUUCACACUUCCAUCGCUUCUAAUUCUCUUCCUUCUGGAUUAACCUGCAACUUCCUCAUGGCUGCUCUCACCAGGACGAGAAAUUACCCAAUGGCUUUAUCUGUUUAUGGUAAGAUGACUGACGCAAAUGUUUUUCUGGGUUUCAGAUCACUUUGUUGUUUAAUCGAAUGCUUUAUUUAUACUCGUGAAGUGAAUUCUGCGUUUGGGGUUCUGGGGCUGAUUAUUAAACAGGGUUAUGUAGUUAGUACCUUUGUUUUCAAUGUUAUGCUAACGGGGUUGUGUCGGAUUGGGGAUGUAGAGAGAGCAAUUGGGUUGUUUCAUGAAAUGAAAAGAUUUUCUGUAUUACCAGAUGUGGUUAGUUAUAAUGUGCUCAUGAACGGACUUUGCAAGAACGAGAAAUUUGAAGAAGCGCUUCGAUUUCUCAAUGAAAUGGAGGUGAUUUGCCAGCCGAAUAUGGUGACAUAUACGACUAUGGUGGAUGGGCUUUGUAAGGGUGGAAGAUUACAUAUAGCAGAGGGCUUAUUGGAGAGAAUGAAGAAGAAGGGAUUGCAAGCGGAUGUUGUUAUGUAUAGUGCAGUUAUAAGUGGUUUUUGUAACAAUGGAAAUUCCUCUAGGGGAAAAGAACUCUUCAAUGAGAUGCUAGAGAAGGGAAUUUGUCCUAAUGUAGUUACAUAUAGUUGUUUGAUGCAUGGUUUAUGUAAGGAAGGGCAAUGGGAAGAAGCAAAGGCAAUGCUGAAUCUUAUGACGGACCGUGGUAUUUGUCCUGAUGUUGUCACUUAUACAUGUUUGAUCGACGGGCUUUGCAAAAACGGGAGAGCUAAGCAAGCCUUGAACAUAUUAAACCUGAUGCUAGAGAAAGGUGAAGAACCUAAUACUGUCACUUAUAAUGUUCUUAUAGAUGGUCUGUGCAAAGGGGGACUAAUAGAGGAGUCUUGUAAACUCUUGGAUAGUAUGAUCGAGAAGGGGAAGAAGCCUGAUCUUGUUACUUAUAAUACUUUGCUCUUAGGACUUUGCAAGGAUGGGAAGGUUGAUGAAGGAAUUUCGCUUUUUAAUUUGACAUUGAAGGAUAACUGCCAUGUUAAACCUGAUGUUGUCACCUUUAAUAUGCUGAUUCAAGGGCUCUGUAAUGAAGGUCGUGUUGAGGAGGCUGUGGAGAUCUUUAAUACAAUGAAUGAACAUGGAAUCUGUGGCGACUUAAUGACUUUCAAUUUUCUAAUUGGAGGUUAUCUCGAAGCAGGAAUGAUCAACAAGGCUAUGGAAAUGUGGAAGCAUGUAUUAAACUUGGGGUUUGUUCUUAAUUCAAAUACCUACAGUAUAAUGAUUAAAGGACUUUGUGGCUUGGGUAUGAUUCGCAUUGCUAAAGGACUUUUUGGUAGAAUGAGAAUACAUGGGCCUAAUCCAACUGUGAUUGAUUACAACACAUUGAUUUCAUCCAUGUGCAAGGAAAGUAGUAUAGAACAAGCUAAGAGGUUGUUUCAAGAGAUGAGUAAUGUAAAUCUAGAACCAGAUAUUAUUACAUUCAAUACCGUAAUCAAUGGGUCUCUAAAAGCUGGGGAUUUAUCGUAUUCCCAAGAGCUACUGAUGGACAUGGUUGGAAAAGGCUUAGCUCCAGAUGCUGUAACGUUUUCAACUUUAAUUAAUCGAUUAUCAAAAAGUGGUCUGAUGUGUGAAGCUAAAAUUGUUUUUGAGAAAAUGAUUGCUCGUGGCUUGGCUCCAGAUGCCUUUGUAUAUGAUUCCUUACUAAAGAGAUAUCAUUUGAACAAUGAAACUGCAGAAAUUAUUGGCUUGCUCAACGAUAUGGCCAAAAAGGGUGUCGUUCUUGACCAAGAAUUAACUUGCACCAUCUUAACAUGCCUUUGCCAGAGUUCAGAUCAUGCUGCUAUCUUGGAGUCCCUGCCAAAUUUUUCACAACCAACAUUGGACGGAAAACAAAUAACAUGCAGUGAAUUGUUGCUUAGACUUCAUAAAUCUCAUCCAGAGCUUAAGUUACCUGUUGAAAUUAAAAGCCAAAUCUAAUUUCUUAAGACCAGACUUGGUGUCUUAUCAUCUGUUCUCUGCGAGUCCUUUAUUCUUGCUAUUUCCUAUCCUUGAUCAAGGUUCACCUCCCAAACAUUCUUUUUCAAUUUCCAUGCUGGGGAUGAUAAAAGCAUUGAAGGAAAUAAGAAUAAGGAUAUCAAGGAGGUAACCGAGGGACUUGGUUUCUUUUCCAAUGAUGAUGCCCAUUGCCCAGUUAUACAGAAUUACGUUAUCCUGGUCGAAAUUAAAUUCCAAUCAGGCAAUACUAAUAUGUUCAUUGAAGUAUUUGAUAUUCAAAAUGUAGAAAAUAGAUCUCCAAUGCUCUAGUUUAUGAUUUCAUUUACUUUUGUUUAUGAUUAAUCAUGCAGAGUUUCUUAAAAUUAUUGCAUAUGGCUGCUUCACAUUUGGUUGACAUCAACCAUUACCAGUACAUCUUCGAAGAUGUGUGACAGAUGGAAUUGUUGCGGUAGUAUGUUUUUUAAUUUUCAAGUGAUUUCUGAGAGUAGACUUGCGCUUCCAGGAUGUGCUCAUGGUGCUACUAAAGAAUGGUGGACUAGUGGGAGAGAGUGUGGUUCAAUGGUCAAUUGCUAUGGUGUUGACAGUGUCGAUCUAUGAUGUGGAGUCUUGUAUGCAUUUAUAGCAUUUGAAGAGGAUGUUCAGUUCUACACUUCUACAUCUAUCAUCAGUCUUGUAGGGAGAAUUGUGCUGGUCCAUUGGGAUAAGGCUAUGUUGUGUUUGGUCCCCAUCUGCAUUUGUCAGCAACAUCUGUUGGGCAUGUUCCAAAUCCAGAAAGGUAGAAACUGUUAAAGGUAUUCAAUGCUUUCCACUUUCUUUUUAUUGGUUUGAAGGCAAAAGAGAAGCAGGUCCCGUGGCGUGGAAAUGAAUUUAUGGCAUGUCUGAGUAAUUGUGAUUCUAAAAUGAUUUAUUUUUGUCAUUUUUAAAAAUCACUAGGAAAAUGUUUUUAAGCAUUCAAUGUUUAAAUUUUAUAUUUUAUUAAACUGGUUUUGAGUAGUUAAAGAUGUGUUUCAAAUUUUAAACAUGACAAAAGUGAGAUUUAAUCAUUUUAUUAUCACUCACAAAAAUGCACUUAUCCACCGGCAAGAUGUAGAAACAUAAACGUUGCCAAAAAGAUCCCUGAGCUUCCACAGUUUUGCUGGAAUCAACUUGAAGGUCCCAACAAAGACAAGUUGGAGAUUUUGCUACAUCAAGGGGAAAACUAAGUUCUCGUUCUUUUUUGUAAGCCUGUGAUGUGAAAGAUGAUUUUUUUUCUAUUGAAUUUAGAACUUAAAUAACAUUGUUGUACAACUUGUGUGUGAAAUAGGUCUUGUUCGGCCUAUGAGGUAAAUAUCGUACCAGUCAUCUUAGCAACUAAAUAUAAUAGGGUUAGACGAUUGUUCUCGGAGAAUAGCUGAAACGUUCACAAGUAAACAUCAACACUAUUCUUUUUCUUUUAGUGAUGUUACAACUUUAGCUUUGGUAGACCCAUUCAAAAGACGCUAUAGAUAUUUUGUAGCUAUGGUACAGAUGUACAUGUUUGUUUAAAUAAAGUUAUCUUAAAUUGUCAUAACCUCGUUUUAAGUAUAGCAUUAGAAAAAUGUGUAUAGCAUUUCUCAUUAAGUAGUGGAGUGGCAUGAUGCUGUGUUGAUUGAUGGUCAUAAAAGAAUAGAGUAGAUAUGUUAUUAUUAUUAUUCAAUUAGGUGGAGGGAAAUUGAAAUCACAUACCUUGUGAUCACUGUUGUUGACGAGAUGUGAUCGGCUACAACUCAUUCGAAAAGAAUUAUUUGUUUGAUUAGAACCCAAAAUAAGAUGGGGAUUCAGAUAGGGGAAUGUAUGCCCCACAUUUUCAAAAGUAAAUUAGUCACUUUUCUUUAAAAAAAAAAAAA
Messenger RNA from Cucumis melo (muskmelon), 4496 nucleotides. Its product is annotated as pentatricopeptide repeat-containing protein At4g28010. Gene Ontology annotation, molecular function: protein binding. NCBI's taxonomy places the organism in Eukaryota, Viridiplantae, Streptophyta, Magnoliopsida, Cucurbitales, Cucurbitaceae. The record is from RefSeq and is a predicted model, not a curated record. The transcript has 2 exons. Bases 433 to 2613 code for a protein of 726 amino acids.